Morone saxatilis (striped sea-bass) is the source of this 2487-nucleotide messenger RNA. Its product is annotated as kinase suppressor of Ras 1-like. The record is from RefSeq and is a predicted model, not a curated record. Gene Ontology annotation, molecular function: ATP binding; protein kinase activity. NCBI's taxonomy places the organism in Eukaryota, Metazoa, Chordata, Actinopteri, Moronidae. Gene Ontology annotation, biological process: protein phosphorylation.
GGAGAAAAACAGGGAGUGUGAUAACAGCACCAGGAAGAUUUGUUGGCUCUCUGUCAGUGUGUUUCCCAGCAGCCCGCUGUACUCACUGAUUAUUCUAUAAAAGUACCUGGAUUAUGAGAGUGGGGGCUCCAAUGUUCAGCAGAUACUGUCAACCACAUGGCUGCAGCAGGGAAACUCUCAGUGGACAGGUUGCUGCAGAUGUCCGGCUCUGAGCUGCAGGACACCAUGAGACGCUUGGGCUCCAACUCAGAGGAUCGUUCUCGCCUCACUGCCGCCCUCUCCUGUCUGAAGAGCGCCAAUGAAACAGGAGGUGACCCAAGGCCUGACUUAGGCUCCUGCAGCUCCGAGCCCCAACAGGACAGUGAUGCCUUCUCUCCCAUCAGCCCCCUCUCCAGCCCUCCCACUCGUCUGCAGGCUACCAGUGCUCAUGGCCGCUCCAUCUCCAUAUCAGUGGUGCCUUGUUCAAACGACCAGAGACCUUACAUUUCAGCUGAGGAAAUGGCCGAUGCCUUCGCCCUGGAGCCGAGCUCCCCCCCGGCCAGCCGAGCCUUAAAGACGCGCACCAAGCCCUCCCACACGCCACCGCCGCCUUCCCGCAAACUGCUGCAGCUCCUCCCCAACAUGACGAGAAGCAAGAGUCAUGAGUCACAACUGGCCAACCGCAUCGAGGAGCCUGUGUCAAACAAGGCCUGCAAGAAGAACAGAGCAUUGGCUGCUAUUCAUAUUAACGGCGGUGGGAACCCUCCCGAGGACUCAGCACUGCGUUCCCCGCUGCUGUCUGCCCGAACGCCAGGUCCUGUCCCAGCCUCAGCCCCAUACAUGAUGCCUGCCAACCCCACGCUGCUGGACGAUGUGACCAUGCACAGGAGCUCCCCUCAGACACUGAGGAGAGAUAUCGGCCUGGCUGUAACACACAGGUUUUCAACCAAGUCCUGGCUCUCCCAGACGUGCCAAGUGUGUCACAAGAGCAUGAUGUUUGGUGUCAAGUGCAAACACUGCAAGUUAAAGUGCCACAACAAGUGUACCAAAGAUGCUCCCUCAUGUCGGAUAUCAUUUCUCACAUUGCCAAGGAUGCGCAGGGCAGAAUCAGUGCCGUCGGAUAUCAAUAACCGGAUUGAUCACACAGCAGAGAUCCCACUGCAGUUCGGCACUUUACCAAAGGCAAUAACCAAAAGGGAGCCUCCCCCCAGUUUAAACCAGAUGGACUCCAGCAGUAAUCCGUCAUCAGCCACCUCAUCCACACCUUCCUCCCCAGCACAUUUCCAGCAGAGUAACCCCCCAAGUGUCAGUGCCACCCCCCCACCUAACCCAUCACCACAGGGAUCCCGGGACAACCGCUUCCACUUUCCAGAUGUUUCCGCUUCUGCUCAUGUUCAACAUUCUGGCAGUUGCUACGAUCCUGGAGUGUCACAGGUGGCUGCCACUGAGGCACAGCUGACAGCAGUGGAGCAAAGAGGGGACGAGGCAGAGGAAGACUACCCAGCUGAGGAGGAGGAGGCAGCUGACCUGCACGGCAGAGAAAAGAGUACAGAGGAGUGCGACCAGGAUGGGCUGGAAGACCUGCCUCCUUCCUCAAUAUGUCGUCGGGGGGCCGUUGGCCGCUGUAGGGGCCCCAUCUCCCGUAUGGCCAGCCAGACCAGCGUUUACCUGCAGGAGUGGGACAUUCCGUAUGAGCAGCUGCAGCUGGGAGAGCUCAUCGGCAAGUCACCAACCAGCCUGUGGAAGCUAAAAUCUGGCUAGUGGGCAGCAAUGAGGGCAUUAAGAAGGUGCUGGCAGACGCCAACCUGGGCAAGGAGGUCACGGAGAUCCUGUCCACCUGUUGGUCCUCCGAGGCAGACAACAGGCCCACCUUCACCCAGAUGGCAGGCAUGCUGGAGAGACUCCCCAAACUGAAUCGCAGGCUGUCUCACCCCGGACACUUCUGGAAGCCACCUGAGCUGUGGGAUCAUCAUCACUGCCAUCAAGGCCUGCAUGCACAUUGUCCAUAUAUGUACAAAUACAGCAGCUGAGGGGCAAAGCUGCUCUUGCUUUAUUUUUGAUUGAUGUUGAUUUUUAAAAGACUUUUUAUCCAGCAUAUAACAUGACAUCUGUAUCUGGUAUCGAUUUUUGUUAUCUUGAUUCUGCCCGCAUUCUGAUCAGCUCAAUAAAAUAAUAAUAAUAGCUUAUUGACAAGAUGCCUUCUGCAUACAGUUACACCUGAGAGUCUUCUUCUCCAGAUAAGUUAUCCAGACACAGACUACAUGUUCAUACCGGGUGUAAAUGGGGUCUAAAUCAGGCUCGUACUCUCUUCAAUAGAGAACUGGUCCUUCUGACCUUCUCUUGCCUUUAGGUUGUGCACCAGCCAACUUGCCUUUGAGCUAUUUAAUUUGAAGUGUGUUGUUGUUUCUAUAAAUUCAGCCUUUUAAGUCCCGCCCCUUUUUGCAGUACCAGUUGAGCAUGCCUCCGUCAACUUGCUCUAUAUAUAGUCACAACUUAAGAUGUGACCAU